Molecule: messenger RNA, 467 nt
Organism: Medioppia subpectinata
Lineage: Eukaryota; Metazoa; Arthropoda; Arachnida; Sarcoptiformes; Oppiidae
Source: the annotation of a GenBank genome assembly
GAGACCGAGCGCUUAGUGAACACAGCAUUCACUUCCCAUUGUGUCCGUUCAUAAUGGAGAUGGAUGUCGGGAAUGUGCCCAUCGGUAGAGAUCCCAUUCGGGACCCUAAGGCCAGACACGAUGUCUGCGGGAAUAUGAGUUCAUAUGGAGACACGAAUUCAGUGCUGAACUCAAUUUCGAUCAAUAGAAGAGAUGUCGAUAUGAAGGCAUUGGAUACCCAUAUGAGUGAAUUUGGAGUCCAGCCCCACAACGGACCCAAAAAUCCCGAAUAUAACUCGAUUGAUGCCCGAAAGCGUUCCUAUUAUAUCAAUGGUUGGGAUCAAUCCAUUCCCGUAUCAAUGGAUAGCUUAGCUGAGGCCGGCUUUUUCUCAGUCGGAAUGAGUGAUUACACGAAGUGUUUCUACUGUGACGGCGGUCUGUCUAAUUGGGAGCCGGGAGACGAGCCGUGGACAGAACACGCCAAAUGG